CUGGCUUCUUUGUUAUUUGUAAAGUCCUGCAGUUCGCAACUAUGACACACUUCGCGCUGACUUGUGCCGGCCCAAAUGCCCGAUGCACUCCAAAACGGCGACAAGAUUUCCUCCGGAGUUUUUUUGCAGUGGCGUAAAUAGAGGUCUGGAUCUAAUAAUUGUGCAGUGUGGGCUCUGGGACUAUGAGCAUAAGCGACAAGGGGGGCUACUUAGUGGACCUGGGAGGCAGCUUCACUGAGGAUGCUCCUAGACCUCCAGUCCCUGGGGAAGAAGGUGAGCUGGUGUGCAGUGAUGGACGCCAGUACAGCAACCUUGGCUUUUCCUCAAAGAAUGAAAGCCUCAAAUGUGAGGCCUCUGUUGCUACACCCAGGCGACCUGACUUGGACCUGGGUUAUGAGCCGGAGGGCAGCGCUUCCCCGACACCACCUUACUUAAAGUGGGCAGAAUCUCUGCACUCCCUCCUGGAUGACCAGGAUGGCAUCCAUCUAUUUAGGACGUUCCUCAAACAGGAGGAGUGUGCAGACAUGUUGGACUUCUGGUUUGCCUGCAGCGGCUUCCGCAAACUUGAAGCGAAUGAAGGCAACGAGGAGAAGAAGGUAAAACUGGCAAAAGCUAUCUAUAAGAAAUACAUCCUGGACAACAAUGGGAUUGUUUCCAGACAGAUCAAACCAGCCACAAAGUCCUUCAUCAAAGACUGCAUCAUGAAGCUUCAUAUUGAUCCUGCAAUGUUUGACCAGGCUCAGACUGAGAUACAGACUAUGAUGGAGGAGAACACCUACCCUUUAUUCCUUAAGUCUGACAUAUAUUUGGAACAUACGCGGACAGGAGGAGAGAGUCCUAAGCUGUACAGCGACCAGAGUUCUGUGUCUGGGAAUGGAAAGGCACUGACGGGUUAUUUGCCGACUUUAAACGAAGACGAGGAAUGGAGAUGUGACCAAGAGCCAGAGGAGCAGCCUGAGUGUGACCCCACUCCGAGCAAACGGCUUACUCAGAAGCUGCUAAUGGAGACGGCACCGCACCGCGUUGCCAACAGCGCAAGAUUCCAGGACAGUCACGAGUACAGGCAUGCACCGUGCCGAGAGCCCGUCAACCCGUACUAUGUCAACACCGGUUAUGCUAUGGCUCCUGCCACCAGCGCCAACGAUAGCGAGCAGCAGAGUAUGUCCAGCGACGCGGACACGCUGUCCCUUACCGACAGCAGUGUAGAUGGGGUUCCACCCUACAGAUACCACAAACAGCAUCGCCGGGAGAUGCACGAAAGUGCCAAAGCAAAUGGGCGAGUGCCACUACCUCAUAUUCCACGCACAAACCGGAUUCCGAAGGACAUACACGUGGAGCCGGAAAGGUUUGCUGCAGAGCUGAUCAGCAGGCUGGAGGGGGUGGUGAGGGAGAGAGAGGCUCAAGAGAAACUAGAGGAGCGACUGAAGAGAGUACGACUGGAAGAAGAAGGUGAUGAACUCAGCACGUCCGCAGCUACAUCAUUGUCCAGUCACAGGUUCCCCCCUGGUGCUUAUCUGCAGAAUUACAACUCCACCUAUGCUGACAGCCCCUACAGCAGUCCUUUUCUGAAAGAUGCACAUGAGGAGAACCCUGAGAGCAUCCUGGACGACCACGUCCAGCGCGUCAUGAAGACUCCAGGCUGCCAGUCACCAGGGACGGGCCGCCAUUCUCCCAAGUCACGCUCACCAGACGGUCUCCCAGGGGGCAGAGGGACGGGACUUGGCAUGGCGCUGUCCUCGGGUCAGGGUAAACAUCAAUCCAGGCACGGACUCAAGGGAGAGACCAGCCACCUGUACCACCACAAACACGUACACCACGUUCAUCACCCAGGUGUUGGGAAGCCUAAAGAGCAGGUGGAUGCUGAGGCAGCCGUGCGUGUACAUGGAAGCUUGCCCUGGGGCACGGAGACAAGUCAUUACGGAUCAAAGUCUCGCACCUACGCUGAUGGCAUGGGCUCCAACCCCAUGGAGCAUCCAAGUUAUAAUAGCAAAGGUGGUGUUCAGGGUAAAAGAAUGUUUAAGAAAGGUGAAGAAGUGCGGCCUCAUGACAUGCCAGGGCAAGCAGAGGACUUGGAGAAAAACCAGAAGAUCCUUUUGUGGCUGAUGGAAGGACAGAAAGAAAUGGUUCGGCAUAAGAAAAGUCCAUACGGAAGUACCACUGGGUCCAAGAAGACCACAGGCCAUGAAGGUUCCCGUCUCAGCUCAGCAGAGCGGUCAGGGUCGGUGCACCCAUGCGUCAGUGCUCAGCUGCGGAACAACGUGCAGCCGUCUCACCCGUUCAUCCAGGACCCCACCAUGCCCCCCAACCCAGCUCCCAGCCCCCUCAUCCAGCUUGAGGAGGUUUGCCGGCGGCUUGAGGAGGAGCAAAUUAAGUCUGGAACUUUACAACCCAAGCAGAGGUAUGUGAUGGAGGUGAUCCAGAGGGGUCGCACCGCAGUCAGGCCGGCACUGUUCCCUCCACUCAGCGUGGUGCCCGCCGUUUCUGACAGCGAGCUCUCCGAGCCCGAACACAAAGCCACUAAGAAGCAACCAUGUGAAAACAUUAUUGUGGCGUAUUACUUCUGUGGAGAGCCGAUACCGUACCGGACGUCCGUCAAAGGGAGGGUCGUCACUCUGGGCCAGUUUAAAGAACUGCUAACAAAGAAAGGAAAUUACAGGUAUUAUUUCAAGAAGGUAAGUGACGAGUUUGACUGUGGGGUGGUGUUCGAAGAGGUACGUGAAGAUGACGCCGUUCUGCCCAUCUUCGAGGAAAAGAUUAUCGGGAAAGUUGAGAAAAUUGAUUGAAGCGCACGUCGAAGAGGAAGGAGUGGGAAACGUUGGGGUAUGAUGGAGCGAUGGUGAAGAGGAAGUGUUUUAGGACUGAGAGCGAGAGAAGAAAAGUGGAAAAGCAAAGCAGUGACUUGACUUUUUAAGGCACUGGAGUCCUUGUGGUGCGCUCGGCACCGCUGAAGUGACGCUGGACUAGAAGAAAAGACUUGAUUCACUUUGGAGUGCGUUGUAGCAUUGUAAAAUUGACUAGACAAAUGAAGAACAAAAGUGCUACUAAAGCUACAUAUUUUUGAUAUGAUGCAUCAUUCUAAAGUAACCACACUUGUAAUUUUUAUAUGUAUUGGUACCAGAUGUGUACAGUUUGUGUUAAAAGAUAACAAAAUUUUAUAUCUAUUUAAGUAUUUAAAAUUGCUAAUUUUCAAUCCUAUUGAAGCAGGAGUGUUUCCCCCUGUUUAAGAUUAUCAAAAUCCUUUACAGGGCUGAUUAUUCUUUUUUUUUUUUUUUACUUAUUUGUGAUCAGAGCCCUUGAGACUCUUAUUGUCUGCUUUUUAAAGUGCUUUCGCUUCAUUUUGUGGCAUUCAGUCAGGCUGCACUUUCAUUGUAACAUGUACCACUGACUGUUUCAAUGUAGGCUGCAACAUUAUUUUCUAAAACACUGAUUGAGCAGAAUAUUAGAAACCCUUGAACUGUCUACUGCAAUCCACUACAACACCUCAGAAACACUUGUAAGAAGCUUAUUGCCAUUAUUGACUCUGCUCAAAUGUUUGGUAUUGUUUUUCAGGCUUGUAAAUUGUGGUGGUGGUGUCUAGGUUUCUAAACACAAAAUUAUAAAAACACUUUCAACUAUAAUGUAAUCUAAUACAACAUCACCACAAACUGCAAUCUUAAAAAUUACCAUAAAUCUGAGUCAUAUCCCCUCUGGUCUCAAAACAAAGUCAUGACACCUUGUAGUAUUUAUUUAUUUAUUUGUUUUGUAAUCACAUCAUUUUGUGUUUAAUUUCUGGUCACUGUGCGUAUACUCAAAUGUAGCCAAUGGCUAUGUAUACACGCAGUCUCUUAUUAGUUUUUACCCAACCCAGCUGCAUGUUUUAAAACAAUUGCCUUGGACCAACACUGUAGAUGGUGCAAUAAUACUGUCAAAAUGAUAUGAUUGGAAAUUGCAAGAUGAGUGUCUAUGCAAGGUGGUUAAAAUGGUGUCGCCUAAUCCACAAACUGCGUAUUUGUUUACAUGAUGCCUCAUUUAAUUAAUUAGGCAUGAAAUUUCUGUUGUUUUGAGGGUACUCUAAUUCAAUUUUGGUGAUUAAUCACAAUCAUUAAUGAGAAAUGAUGCAUUAUUUGAAGUGCCCAAAUUAGAGAAACAGUCUCCAGGGAUACCAGUUGUUGUUGUUUUUUCCCUUUUAACAAUUUCUAGUUUUACACUGGAAGACACUGUUUGGAGUUAGUAUCUUAACACCACUUUCUGUAUAAGAGGUUAGUGUUAAUCAUGCAGAGUUCUCAGGUUAGAGCAGUUCUACCUGUAGACUUGCACGCUCAACAUUAUUCUUUCUUUGCAAAGAAGUCCUAUCACAGCAUUUGAAUGAAAGGGCCAGUGAAUGUCAUCAGGAUGCUUUUAAAGGUGAAGGUUACAUAGUCAUUUCUUCAACAUACUGUAAGUGCUUUACCAUUUUACAGCCUGUGCGGAAGAGAGUUAAGUAUAUUUAGAUUCUCCUGAAGUUCUGUAACCACAUAGAUUUAUGUACUGAGGGCUAACAGACAGUUAAAAUGCCACUAUCAUGUUUACAUCAAGUUUUGUUUUUGUUUUUUGUCUAAGCUUCAUUGGGUUGUUUCUGUGAUCCCCAAGACUUAAUAUCCUAAAUCCUAAAUAGCCUUCUCUAGCUCAUUACAGCUACAUCUUUUGACAAAAAUGAGUUGUACAGUGUGAAUGAUCUACUUUUGAUAGAUCACGUUACACCAAAGAGAGAAAAAAAAAAGUAAAAUCUAGGUACGCUUGUAAUUUACCCCUUAACAUUUAUACUCCACUUCAUAUUGUGGCAGUAAAUAUUAUUUUAUAUCCUUGUUAUACAAAUUUUUAUAUUAAAAUGUUGCCUGUAGAGGACAAGGUGGUAGUUUCAGGAUGCAGCACACAAGUUUGAACAUUAGAAAACGUUACCGACAUUUGGAUGGAACAGUUCAUACAGCUUACAGGACUUUGAAAUGUUAUUGUAACACACAAAAAAAAAAGCCAGUAUAAAUUUACUGUUUUCGCUAUUAGGCAAUGUAAAUGACUCUUGCACUCAAAUAGCACACAAAACGAAUGGAACAAUGGAAAAGCUACAUGAUAUUAAAGGUGCAGUGUGUAACAUUUAGUGGUAAGGGUGCAGAACCCACAGUGGAUGUGAAACACAAGAAAAACCUGAAAGUCCCUCUAGAGUUCGUUCUGGGCUACUGUAGAAACAUGACGGACUCUGGAAGACCUGCUCUCUAUGUAGAUAUAAAGGGCUCAUUUUAAGGUAACGAAAACACAACAAUUCUUACUUUCAAGAUUAAGUAUACACUAACUGAAUCAUACUUAUAAAUAUUGUAUUCCUUUUCUGCCAAUUCCAUUCUGCUACUAAAUCCCACAUACUGCAUCUUUAAGAGUCAAGGCUACCAUGUUUUUUUCCCCUGGCUUUAUGCUGAAGUCCAUAGUGAGGUAUAUUAUACAAUAGAAGCCUUUGUUAAUAUGGAAUAAUAAGCAGAAAGAUGAGUGGACCUUGAGCUCAGAGUGCUGUAUCUACCUAUGUGUGUUUGCAUAGAAACCCAGUGUAUCUUUUUAAAUGCUGCGUGAUGCUUUUUUAGAUGCCUAAAUUGAAUCAAUAUAAUUUUAAUAUAUUUAAUACAAUUGCCUCCAGUUGUCUUAUCUGGUAAAUAUACAUGUUUGAGUAUAUGAUCAUCAAGUUAAAUACUAUAUGUGUCAUCUUGAGUUAUAAUGUUUAUUUCUUUUGAAAUAUACCAUAGGGUAUCAAAUCUAUUAUGAUUUUUACUGUGAAAGCCCCGAAAGUGAACUUCUUUUAUUUAAGAUCAAUGAAAUGUAUAUAAUAAAUAUCAGAGUGCCUUUAUUACUAAACAAAUGUGGGGACAUAAUUACCAGGAAGUAGCUUUAAUAUAUUUUUGUUUAGACUUUUUUUUUCUUUUGCAAAGUCUUGUGUGAUGCGUGUCACUAUUCCACAUUUUCUAUGUAAAUAUGUACAACUUAAAUUGUUAUCAUCCUGAAGCCCAGUCAGCACAUUCAGUACCCUGGACCUGUUUCUGUACACUAAUUAGCAUGGUUACCAAUUCAAGGUAACUGGACAAUAAAUACAUGCA
This is a messenger RNA of Scomber scombrus (Atlantic mackerel), 6092 nucleotides long. It is a transcript of the gene axin1, whose product is annotated as axin 1. The transcript has 11 exons. Gene Ontology annotation, biological process: negative regulation of canonical Wnt signaling pathway. The record is from RefSeq and is a predicted model, not a curated record. NCBI's taxonomy places the organism in Eukaryota, Metazoa, Chordata, Actinopteri, Scombriformes, Scombridae. The coding region runs from base 183 to 2783 and encodes 866 amino acids.